AUGAUUAAAUCUCAAAAUAAUAAAGCCAUCAAUUUAUCAUAAUCUAUAUUAGAUGACAAUCCAGAAUUUUGGAUUCAAAGACCUUAAAUAUUAAUUCAAUUCUAGUUAUCAGAUGAACUUUUGGUUGUUAAUAGGAAUAGAUUAAUAUCAAAGACGAUAUUUUUUGGAAGUCAUUAUCUAAAGUAUGGAGAAGAAGUAUGAAUAAUUACUAUGAUUAAAAAGAAAUUCCUAGAUGUUAGAAAUCUCUUUAUGGAGAUGGUUUAUCAUCCAAGAACAUCUUAAUCUGGAUUUAGAUUAAUGAAAAAUGGUGAAAAACUGGAUGUAUAUGGUGACAUUCAGAAUUGGAUUGAUGUCUUAAAAAAGUAUACAAUCUAAACAAAUUUGUAACAAAAAUAUAAAAUAAUAAAGAAAAUUGGAGAAGGAAGCUAAUUUCAAGUAUAUAUAACUUUAUAUUGUUUAAAAAGGUAUUCAAAAUUCGAAAUAAACUAACUGGAUAAGAAAAUGCUGCUAAAAUAUAUGAUAAAUUAAAGCUACAUAAUUCACCCUACUUACUUGAGCUUAUAAAAAAACAAAUUAAUAUGAAAAGGCAAUUUGAGCAUAAAAACUUAAUUCGCAUAUUAGAAAUAUUUGAAAGUGGAAAUCAUCUUUAUGUAAUUGAAGAAUUAGUUGAAGGAGGAACUUUAGAAAGUAAAAUUUCAUCAACAACAUUUAAUUAAUAACAAAUUAUAUUAAUUAUAAAAUAGACAUUAAAUGGUUUAUAAGAAAUGCAUAAGAGAGGAUUUAUACAUGGUGAUGUUAAUCUAAAAGCAAUAGGAUUUAAAAAUGAAUAAGAUUUAGAUUCAUUGUGUUUAUUACAUUAUUCUAAAGUAAUGUAAAUAAACUUAGUAAGAAACUCAAAUAAAAAAAAUCUAAGUCAAAGACCUUCACUAAAAAAUGACAAAGCUCAUACUUCUGAUUUACAAUAAUUGGGUAUUAUUUUGAUUAGGUUACUUACUGGAUAUCAAUUUAAUUAAUUUAAUUUACCUAGUCAAAUGGAUGAUAUCAAAAGCAUUUUAAAUUUCUAAUAAACUAGUAAAGAAUUAGAAGUACUUCUAUAAUAAUUACUUUUGAUUGAUUUUGAAUUAUAGCUCAGUGAUACAAACACUCCUCUUGAAGUCUUAAAAAAUGAUAUAUUUAAAAAAUAAAUAGAGCCAUCUAAUUUCAUUUUGAAAUAUCAGAAUUUAAAUAAUAAAAGAAAAUUAAGUGAAUAAAGUAAUAAUAGUGAUGAUGAUGAAUCAAUGGAGAUUCGAUCCAGAGUCAAUACUUUACCAAAUAUUUAAGAAAGGAAAAGCGACUCAAGAAGUUUGUCCAAUAGAGCAAAAAAUAUGGUAUCUCCCUUAAAAAUAUCAAAAUUUAAUAAAAUUGAUUCAGUUAUAAAACCCCCUUCAUAAAACUCAUAAAGAAGAUCAAGUAAUCUUUAUUAACUUCCAAGAAUGAAUCUUAUGCCUAAAAUAAAAUAAAAAGCUUUAUGA
Messenger RNA from Paramecium sonneborni, 1511 nucleotides. NCBI's taxonomy places the organism in Eukaryota, Ciliophora, Oligohymenophorea, Peniculida, Parameciidae. The record is from the annotation of a GenBank genome assembly.